Molecule: messenger RNA, 165 nt
Organism: Funneliformis caledonium
Lineage: Eukaryota; Fungi; Glomeromycota; Glomeromycetes; Glomerales; Glomeraceae
Source: the annotation of a GenBank genome assembly
AUGAGAAUCUUACAAAACAAAAGUUUAGAUGAUCCUGAAAAGUCUGAUGGAUUAAAAGAUCUUAAAUAUCAUCAGGAUAGAGGCCUAGAACUUAUAUUACAUAAAGAAAAAAAUAAUCAGGGUGGUACUUUUUUUAGAAAUAAACAUGGAAAAUCAGGUUCAUAA